Molecule: messenger RNA, 3724 nt
Organism: Scomber japonicus (chub mackerel)
Lineage: Eukaryota; Metazoa; Chordata; Actinopteri; Scombriformes; Scombridae
Gene: fgd
Product: faciogenital dysplasia
Exons: 19
Coding region: 71-2785 (904 amino acids)
Biological process (GO): cytoskeleton organization; filopodium assembly
Cellular component (GO): cytoplasm
Molecular function (GO): metal ion binding; guanyl-nucleotide exchange factor activity
Source: RefSeq, a predicted model, not a curated record
CUGUUGCCAGUUUCUCCGAGACAAGGACGGGUUGAGCUGAGGAAAAACCCGGAGAGCAACUUUGUGCAAGAUGCAGGGGGUUUCAGCCACUGACCUCCCUGCCUCCUCCCUGCAGUACCAGUGUGGAUCAGUGGACUACCUGUGUUCUCCACGGCUAGUAAAGAAAGGUCCAACCCCCAGACCAUGUCACGACAGGCCUGCCAUCAAACCCCGGCCGCAGCCCUCCACCUCACCAAGACCGUCAAUUGCACAGAAACCUCAAGUGCCCCCUAAACCUGCGCACCUGCUCGCCCUUGGGCAAGACAAGAAACCUAAGAGGAUCCCCCCAGCACCCUCGAGGCCUCUGCCAGCACCCCCUCCUCCGCCUAAACCAAAGCCCAGUUUGCCCCCUCCUGGCCCGGGAGCACAGCCACAAAGAGAGGCCCAGAAAGUAGGACUGCUCAUCGAGAGGUUCGAGAAUUCAAAGGUCCCCAUACUGGGGGUGCUCCCACGCUCUCAGCUGCACCUGUGUCUGAAAAUGGACACUGUGUCUGACAUCACUUCCUCCUGUGGCCAGGACACCACAGCAAAGGUUGCAGGAGACUCUUCCACUGUGGACAAACUUGCACUCGGUAUCUCGGAGCAGACUGACGAGGUGUCUGAACUUUCCCAUCUGGCUACUGUGCACAUUGAUGGCUCAGAUGAUGCCCCGCUGGACGAAUGUGUGGAGGUGGACAUCACACACAGCGUUGGUUGCCUUGAUGACGUGGAGCGGGAGGAAGGCUCCUCUCACGAGCUCCUGGACAAUCCAGACUCCUCAGAGCAGAAUGGGAAGAUUCCUAACCGGGACAGUGGCAUCGACAGCCCAUCAUGCGCUGUAGAAGGGGAGGUGUUCCCCAAUGAGGACGCCAUCGACGAGGAGGAUCAUUACGACAGCGUCACUGAAACAGAGAGUGUGUCCUGCUGCGUAACCAUGGGCAAUAAGCGAGAUUCAACACAGGAUGAGGACAGUGACUUGGAUGAGGGGAGCAGUGGAGAGAUACACUCUCUGACAGACACACAGACUGGGUAUCUGACAGAUACACACUCAGAGGCGCACAAAUGCUCAGAGGCUCAGAAGCUCCUGAACAUCGCCAAAGAGCUUCUCCAGACUGAAGAGGCCUACGUCAAAAGACUCAACCUCCUCGACCAGGUAUUUUGCACUAAGCUCACAGAAGCUGGAAUCCCUCAGGACGUCAUUACAGGGAUCUUCUCCAACAUCUCCUCUAUCUACUGCUUCCAUGACAAGUUCCUGCUCCCUGAGCUCAAGAUACGCAUUACUGGAGAAUGGGACUCUAACCCUCGCAUUGGAGACAUCCUCCAGAAACUGGCUCCGUUCAUGAAGAUGUACGGGGAAUAUGUGAAGAACUUUGACCGAUCCAUGGACCUGGUGAAUACCUGGACGCAGCGGUCUUCGCAGUUCAAAAGUGUUGUCCAGAAUAUACAGAAACAGGAUGUGUGUGGGAACCUCACGUUGCAGCACCACAUGCUUGAGCCAGUCCAAAGGAUUCCUCGCUACGAGCUGUUGCUCAAAGACUAUCUGAAGAAGCUGCCCGAUGAUGCUUUCGACCGAAAAGACGCUGAGAAGGCCCUGGAGUUAAUAUCUACUGCAGCUAAUCACUCCAAUGCAGCAAUCAGGAAAAUGGAGAAGAUGAACAAGCUUCUGGAGGUUUAUGAGAGGCUUGGAGGAGAAGAGGACAUAGUUAACCCAGCAAAUGAGCUCAUCAAAGAAGGACAUAUCAAGAAGAUGUCAGCCAAAAAUGGAACAGCACAAGACCGAUACCUCUACUUGUUCAACAAUAUGGUGCUAUACUGUGUGCCUAAACUCAGACUGAUCGGACAGAAGUUCAGCGUCAGAGAGAGGAUUGACAUUGCUUUCAUGGAGGUGCAGGACAAUGUGAAGCAGAACCUUCCUCACUCGUUCGCCAUUAUCGGCAAACAGCGUUCACUGGAGCUGCAAGCCAGGACAGCCGAGGAGAAAGAAGAUUGGAUUCAGGUGAUCCAAGCCACCAUCGAACGGCACAAGCAAAACAGCGAAACAUUCAAUAAAGCUUUCAACAGCUCCUUCUCCCGGGAAGAUGACCAUAUCCCUGAAUCACCGGGUCUCUGGAACACAACAUCCAUUGACUCAGAUGGCGAACGACUGCAUGAAAGGAAAAGUUCCAAGAAAAAGGAGAAAGAGAAGCAGACAUGUAAAGGCUGCAACGAGAGCUUCAAUUUCACCAAACGCAAACAUCACUGCAAGUCCUGUGGAGCGGCCAUCUGUGCAAAGUGUUCAAAGACUUUGGACAACAGUCGAGUGUGCCCAGAGUGUUUCGAGGCCAGCCUCAGCCUGGAGACUUUGUGUGUUAGUGAACAGAAAAAGAAAUCGGCGCCUGAGAGACAGGCAUCUUUAACGGGAGAGAACUGCCUGCAGUGUGGCUACCUCCAAGUGCAGGAGAAAGGGAAGAGCUGGACCAAGAUGUGGGUGGCUAUCACCAAGACUGAGCCACUUGUGUUGUACUUGCAGAACAGUGGACAGGACUCGAAGGGGGCACGGGCGGUGCCACUCCCUGGGUUUGAUGUGAAUGCAGUACCCCCGUCAGCAGGCGAGAAGUCAGAGGUCAAACAUGCACUCCGGCUCAGUCACACCCAGCAAACUUUACUCCUAAGUGCCCCAGAUGCAGAACUUCACGCCAAGUGGCUUGAUAUUCUCUCUAAAGCUGGCCGCGGAGAAAUGCUCACAGAUGCAUCGACGAGCCUGACUGAACACAGGAAGAGCCAAUAGUGGCCAUGUUAGAGCCACAGGACUCGCUCCCCCCCCCCCUUAUCUUUCCCUCUCCUGUGUAUAGAGCACACAUUACUUGAAUUCACUUUACCUUGGCACUUUUUUGUUGUUUUUUUUUCUUUGAUAGGACCACUCAAUCCUUCCUAUGCCACUUCAGUCUUAUCCUCAUGACCACACAGCUACUUCUUUGUCUCUGUCUCUGUUUAACACAUGCAAAAACAAGAAGGACUAUGUCACCUUGGCCGCUGUAUGUGGGGUUGGAUAUUCAAUUCCUCUCAGUGUUUUCUGCAGCCGAAGAGAAACGGUGAAAAGAACUGUUUUUAUAAUUUGUAAUUUAGCUGAAGAAGGUUCCUGUAUGAUUUUAAAAAAAAGUUGAAGUACCUUGUACAUUAUGGGGGCUGUGUUGUGAAGCAUUAACUCUCCUGUGUUUAUCUUUGCAUUCAUGCAAAAGUGUGUAUGUGUGUCUGUGUGAGUGCAAGCCCCCUCCCGUGUUAAGUAUUGAAUGUUAGUGUAAAAACCUGUGCCACCUCUCUGUUGUCUUCAUGCCUGUUGGGGAAACAGUGGCAGUUCUGGGGUUUUGUACAGUGUGUAUACUAUAGUGUGAUGUAAGGAAAAGUAAAAAAAAAAAUUUUAAAAAGACAUUUUAACUUAAAAAGACACAGAGAUGUGUACACUUGUGGCUGGCCACCUGAUGCUCCCACUGUCAGCUCCCAACUUACAGACCCUAUAUUCAUAUAUCUGUCUCCUAUACUGGUAAUUAUUCCUUCCUGUCAUGGUCUUUGAAGUCCAAGACCUCUGAUCCACCACAUCUCUACGCUCUUAUUAUUGCGAUUCAUCCAGAUGAGAGUAAACAGCCAGAAUUCAAUUCUGACCCUGCAGGUUCAGUCCCACAAUAUCUCCACUUGUACACAUGCUAAAUAAAUCCUUUCCAUGUAUCCC